Puccinia graminis f. sp. tritici CRL 75-36-700-3 is the source of this 904-nucleotide messenger RNA. RefSeq lists its product as uncharacterized. NCBI's taxonomy places the organism in Eukaryota, Fungi, Basidiomycota, Pucciniomycetes, Pucciniales, Pucciniaceae. The coding region runs from base 24 to 467 and encodes 147 amino acids. The transcript is spliced from 3 exons. The record is from RefSeq and is a predicted model, not a curated record. Gene Ontology annotation, cellular component: cytoplasm; prefoldin complex. Gene Ontology annotation, molecular function: protein-folding chaperone binding. Gene Ontology annotation, biological process: chaperone-mediated protein complex assembly; protein folding.
ACACCGCCGCGAAGAAACCAAAGAUGAAUAUGACGACGACGAGUACGGCGACGGUGAAGGAACAACUGAGGUCAUCGACAGCCGAAUUCCAAGAAUCACAAGCACAACUCAAGAAAUUGAUCAACAGCAGACAGACAUUAGACUCACAACUGAGCGAGAACGAAUCAGUCAAGGAACAGAUCGAGAACCUGAAACCGGAUGAUAAACCAAUCAUCUUCAAAUCGAUCGCAAACGUACUCGUCAAACAAGACUUGGCAGAGUCUCAAUCAAAUAUCAAUCGAAGGAUCGAGUUCUUGAAACAUGAACAAUCGAAAGUCGAUAAGAAGAUCGAAUCGGUUCAAGCUAAUAUGGAUAGACUCAGACCAAUCCUUGCCGAGCUAACAGCCAAACUGCAACAAGAAGCACCCACUCAACAACUCGCACAGACCCAUCUUGCCAACCCCACGGCUCCGACGGUAGCAGUCUAGUCGCUAUACUCCACCAAUGCGAAAGAGAACUCGAUCUGAAUAACGGCCGUAUGCAGUGAGGCUGAGAUCAAUUAUCGACUGGGUUGAGCUCGCCGAGAGUCAGAUACUUGACUCGCCUCCUCUUCAAACUGCAAUUUUUUUACAACCUACCAAGCUUCAUGACUGGUUUUUUUUUUUGUUGCGCACCUCAACAGGCAGGUUUUGAGGAAGUCAUACUUUUUGAGAGCCACAUCAGGUAUCCUUUGCAAUGAUACCACGUCGCUAUUUUGGGGGAACCAAACCUUGAGAACCAUUUACUGAAAUUUUGUAACCCAUCUAGAUAAAAUAUUUCUUACCAAGAUGAUGGAUGAAAUGGUUCUUAAUUCAUGUCACACAUGUUGGUAUGGAAGCUUCAUUAGGGCUGAUGGUGAUCUGAGAGAUUUGAGAGAAACAUGGAU